AUGCUUGGAGUUUCACCGCGACGACGGCUCUGGAAACUGCCACCAAUUCUGCCACCAAUUCUGCCACCGGUGCCGAUCCCCAAACUGCCACCGGUGAACUUGCCUCCAAUACCCAAACUACCACCGGUGAACUUGCCUCCAAUACCCAAACUGCCACCGGUGAACUUGCCUCCAAUACCCAAACUUCCUCCACUCCCGGAUCUGCCGAUACCGCACGUACCUAAACUGUCGUUCGGGCUCCCGUUCCUGAACCUCCAUUUCAUCGGCACCGUGUUAGUCUCCAUCGUCGUCCUUUUCCUUCCCGCGAUCCUCGCAGGGGUCGCGUGUUGCUGCUGCACCAGCUGGAGGAGGAAGAAGAUGGCCGCCCAACGUGAGGCUGUGGACGUAGAGGACCGUGUGCAUGUCCACAAGACUGUCGUUCCCGGAUCCCAUAGUCAACAACCAGCGGCCCCAUCAGUCCAUGAGGUGAUCGAGAAGGGUGCGGGGAUCAAUGAAGCCUCUCGCAGUGAGCCUUACACGAGCGAGAAGGGAAUGUCCGAGCAACGAACUGUAGCACCUUCUUGA
This is a messenger RNA of Musa acuminata AAA Group (dessert banana), 564 nucleotides long. RefSeq names its product protein TRACHEARY ELEMENT DIFFERENTIATION-RELATED 7-like. The coding region runs from base 1 to 564 and encodes 187 amino acids. NCBI's taxonomy places the organism in Eukaryota, Viridiplantae, Streptophyta, Magnoliopsida, Zingiberales, Musaceae. The transcript has a single exon. The record is from RefSeq and is a predicted model, not a curated record. Gene Ontology annotation, biological process: plant-type secondary cell wall biogenesis.